This is a messenger RNA of Cylicocyclus nassatus, 2340 nucleotides long. The record is from the annotation of a GenBank genome assembly. Lineage: Eukaryota; Metazoa; Nematoda; Chromadorea; Rhabditida; Strongylidae.
AGACAGAUGCAGGUCGCAUCUAUCAAUGAUGUCAAAAUAUACAACUUGAGUGCUGGUAAAAGUAUCCCAGAAUGGAUGAGCUCAGAAGCAAGGAGAAGGGCAGAACGGAAAAGCAUUGACGUACGAAGACGAGUUCAGCUUAUACAAGAUUUUGAUAUGCCCGACAUCAGCCAUACUGUCAACAUUUCCCGUGAUGGCAGAUAUGUUUUUGCUACAGGCUCUUACAAAUCCUGGCUAAAAUGCUACGAUCUGGAGAAUUUAUCGCAAAAGUUCGAACGAGGUUUGGACGCAGGUGUAAUCAAAUUGAUAUCACUUAGUGAUGAUUACUCGAAAAUUGUUUUACUCGAAGAAGAUCGUUUUCUUGAAAUGCAUGCUGCGUUUGGGAGAUAUUUUCGAAUGCGUAUGCCUCGAUACGGCCGAGAUAUGGCUUUUUCGUUGGAACGUAGCGACCUUUAUCUUGUCGGUGCGAGUAGCGAAGUAUAUCGGUUGAAUUUGGAACUAGGCGAAUGGCUGUCACCUCUUCAAACGAACGGGACCGCCUUGAAUUGUUGCCAGUUUGCUGACGCUCAUCAGCUUUUUGUGUGUGGCACAACUGAUGGACAGGUGGAAGCAUGGGAUCAUCGAGACAAAUCACGAGUCGGCAUCUUGGACUGUCUACCUGCUUUGAACGAAAAUGGACGCGUGGAGAUAACGGCCUUGUCUUUCCGAGAUGCUUUACGACUGGGAAUUGGAACAAGUAGUGGUCAGGUGCUUGUUUAUGACAUUCGUUCAUCCAAACCGCUGAUAGUAAAGGAUCACAUAAAUGGUCUUCCUAUAAAGAAGAUCGACUUUGUUGUGAGGGAGACUGAGAGUUUGACUCUGAGUAUGGACAGUCGUGUGCUCAAGAUGUGGAACGAAAAUAAUGGAAAACCAUUUGCAGCGAUUGAAACGGAGAGUGGCUUGAAUGACUUCUGCCGUUAUCCUGGAUCCGGACUGAUUUUCUUUGCCAAUGAGGCUCCUCGUAUGCAACAGUAUUUCAUUCCUGCCCUCGGCCCAGCUCCAAAAUGGUGCUCGUAUCUCGAAGCUAUUACUGAGGAGUUGGAAGAAACUCAAUCUGCUGCUGUAUAUGAUGACUACAAGUUUGUGACGAAAGAUGAGCUUGAAUCGCUUAGUCUUUCUCAUCUCAUCGGUAGCUCUGUGCUACGAGCGUACAUGCAUGGAUAUUUCAUCGACAGGAGACUGUACGAGAAGGCACAACUCAUCACACAACCUUUUGCUUAUGAGAAGUAUAAGGAUAGAAAGAUUCAUGAUCUUCUGGAUGAAGAACGAGAAAAUAAGGUUAUCAGAACAAAAGCGGAAACCAUUCACGCAAAGGUCAAUAAAGAGCUGGCGGCUCGACUUCAGGCGGAAGCAACAGCGGAAGUUAGUGCGAAGAGUUCGGGAAGGAAAAAGAAGAGCGAUAAGAAAAAGGCAAUCACCGCUUCGGCUAUUCUCGAAGAUGAUCGCUUCAAGAAAUUAUUCAGCGACGAAGAUUUUGAGGUCAACGAGGAAAAUGAACAAUUCAAGCGUAAUGCCGCCUUUGUUCAGCAUAAGGAGAAAUCCGCGAAACUUGUAGAGGGGGAGGAGGAUGAAGAACACAACGAAAGUGAAGAGGAAGAAGAAAUAUCCCAGUCUGAGUUGCCAGACAUGAGCGAAGCCCAGGGAAGUCACAUUGGAGCAGAAUCUUCUAGUAGCGAUAGUGGCAGCGAGGAAGACGGAGAGUCUUUGUCAACUAAGAAGAAACUAGCGAAAGAAAAAGAACGUCUAAAGCAAGAAAAGCGAGAACGUCAUCGUAAACAAUAUGAGGAAUUAUUACUGCAACGAGAAGCAGAACGAACUGCUCGUCUCGUAAACAAACCCAAAAAAUUCGUCUUCUAUGAGUUGGAUUCGACGGAGAACACUAGGAAAUUCCUCGAUGAGCAUGUAAAGGAAGACAAUGACUCUGAGGAAUUCUCCAGUUUAGCAGCUAAGAAGUCUUCUAUGCAAGAAAGAGGAGACUUCGAGAAGCACGAAGAUGUGUUCGGCGGUCGCUCCAUGACAUUCACUCUGGCCAAAAAAGGAGCUUCCGGCAGAGAGGCCAAGGCUAUGGAGGAGAGGAAGAAACACGCUAAGGAACGUAAGGCAACGGUUCGCAAACCUACGUUGAAUAUAAAAAGGUCACUGAAGAAACUGCCUGGAAAUUUAUCUAAGCCAUAAUCAUCUCCGCUUGUUCUCCUCACCUGUACAUUUGUUCGACUCUUGUUGUCUGUUAUUGUUAGAUCUUGUUGACUGAAGUUGUUACGUAAUACACACAUCUAGAUAAAGUAUAAAACAGACUUGAGG